Myxozyma melibiosi is the source of this 777-nucleotide messenger RNA. RefSeq lists its product as uncharacterized. The record is from RefSeq and is a predicted model, not a curated record. The transcript has 2 exons. NCBI's taxonomy places the organism in Eukaryota, Fungi, Ascomycota, Lipomycetes, Lipomycetales, Lipomycetaceae. Gene Ontology annotation, cellular component: cytosolic large ribosomal subunit; ribosome. Gene Ontology annotation, biological process: cytoplasmic translation. Gene Ontology annotation, molecular function: rRNA binding; structural constituent of ribosome. Bases 109 to 675 code for a protein of 188 amino acids.
CUCAGCAACACAACGCCAUCUCCAACUCCUCGCCAGUCCAAAGCCCAGCAGCAGCAGCAGCAGCAGCAGCAGACCAUCCGCACACUCAGCAGCAGCACACUCAGCAUCAUGAAGUACAUUCAGUCAGACGAGAUCCUCGAGAUCCCCGAGGGCGUCACCGUGUCGAUCAAGGCUCGGUUUGUCGUUGUCACCGGUCCCCGCGGCACCCUCACCAAGAACCUGCGUCACAUCAACCUCGCGUUCACCAAGAUCUCGGACGCCGCCAUCAAGCUCACUGUGCACCAUGGAGACCGCAAGCACGUCGCUGCUCUGCGAACCAUCAAGACUUUGAUCAAGAACAUGAUUACCGGUGUCACCAAGGGCUACCAGUACAAGAUGCGUUACGUCUACGCCCAUUUCCCCAUCAACGUCAACGUCGUCGGCGACGGCAAGGAGGUCGAGAUCCGCAACUUUUUGGGCGAGAAGCGCGUGCGCAGCGUUGCGGUGCACGAGGGAGUGACUGUUGCUAUUUCGAGCGCGCAGAAGGACGAGCUGGUGCUGACCGGCAACUCGCUCGAGAACGUGUCGCAGUGCGCUGCGGACAUUCAGCAGAUCUGCCGUGUGCGGAACAAGGAUAUCCGAAAGUUCUUGGACGGAAUCUACGUUUCUGAGCGGGGAACUCUUGAGACCGAGUAGGGUAGAAGAGGAUAAGCAAAAGGUGGACGGAAUAUAAUAAACAAAAGUUAUCAUGAGUGCAGUCAAGAUGUUAUCAGAUGGUUGUAUAUCACAAUGCAGUGU